Dipodomys ordii (Ord's kangaroo rat) is the source of this 1641-nucleotide messenger RNA. It is a transcript of the gene Cpa3, whose product is annotated as carboxypeptidase A3 (mast cell). The record is from RefSeq and is a predicted model, not a curated record. Gene Ontology annotation, molecular function: metallocarboxypeptidase activity; zinc ion binding. The transcript has 11 exons. Bases 14 to 1267 code for a protein of 417 amino acids. Gene Ontology annotation, biological process: proteolysis. Lineage: Eukaryota; Metazoa; Chordata; Mammalia; Rodentia; Heteromyidae.
GCACACAACCGCCAUGAGGCUCAUCCUGCAAGUGGUUCUGAUCACAGCUACCCUGGCAAGAGCUCCUGUUCGCUUCGACAGGCACAAGGUAUUUCGCGUGAAGCCCCAGGAUGAGACCCAAGCAGAAGUCAUAACGCAUUUGGCCAAGACCAAUGAGCUUGAUUUCUGGUACCCAGACACCAUCCACCACGUGGCUGCGAACAUGACAGUGGACUUCCGAGUCAGCGAGAAGGAGUCGCCCUCCAUCCAGGCUGCCUUGGACCAGAGUAAGAUGCACUAUGAAGUCCUGAUCCAUGAUCUACAAGAAGAGAUUGAGAAACAGUUUGAUGUUAAAGAAGAUAGCCCAGGAAGGCACAGUUAUGCAAAAUAUAAUAACUGGGACAAGAUUGUAGCUUGGACUGAAAAAAUGGUGAAAAAACGACCUGAAAUGGUCUCUCGGAUUAAAAUCGGAUCUACUAUUGAAGAUAAUCCACUCUACGUUCUGAAGAUUGGGAAAGAACAUAAAGGAAGAAAAGCCAUUUUUAUGGACUGUGGCAUUCACGCUCGAGAAUGGGUUUCCCCUGCAUUCUGCCAGUGGUUUGUCUAUCAGGCAACAAAAAGUUAUGGCAAAAACAAAAUUAUGACCAAACUCUUGGACCAAAUGAACUUCUAUGUCCUACCAGUGUUCAACGUAGAUGGAUAUAUUUGGUCAUGGACACAGAACCGCAUGUGGAGGAAAAAUCGCUCCAAGCACCACAACUCCACCUGCAUUGGCACCGACCUCAACCGGAACUUCGAUGCCUCCUGGGGUGCUUCCCAGAGCAGUCACAACCCGUGUAAGGAAACCUACCCCGGCACUGCACCAGAGUCGGAGAAAGAGACGGCGGCAGUGGCAGACUUCAUCCGGAGCCACCUGGAGUCCAUCAAGGCCUACCUCACCUUCCACUCCUACUCCCAGAUGCUCCUGUUCCCCUACGGCUACACGUCCAAACUGCCGCCCAACUACCAGGAGCUGGACAAAGUCGCAAAGAUUGGUGCCGAGGCUCUGUCCUCUCGCUAUGAAGCCCACUACAUUUACGGCCCCAUUGCAUCCACCAUUUACCCAACAUCAGGUUCCUCUCUAGACUGGGCUUAUGAGCUGGGCAUCAAAUACACAUUUGCCUUUGAGCUUCGUGAUAGAGGAAAGUUUGGUUUUCUUCUUCCGGAAUCCCGGAUAAAACCAACCUGCAAAGAGACCAUGCUUGCUGUCAAAUUUAUUGCCAAGUACAUCCUCAGAAAUGCAUCCUAAGGAAUUCCUCUCAGCAGGGACCACGCCGCUUACCCUUGGCUAGGGCUCUCACCUGAAAGUUGACAUUAGGCUGUUCUUAGGUGGAGCCUCAUCUCACCUGAUGUCAGUCCUAGGUCCUUUCUUGCUUACCAAGAGCUGCGCUGUUUCUCUUUGCUCUUAUAUAUGCCCAGUGGCACCUGAACAAAGCCCCUUCAACCAAACCGUUUCUACCUGCCUUUGCUCUAGGUGGAGUUGGUGCCCAGCAGAAAGCACUGCUUUGAGCAUCCUGAGGCAGUGCGCAGGAAAGUCAUGUAAACCUCAUUUUCUGCAGAAGUGGGUGGUUUUUGUCUGUUUACCAUGCAGCUUCAUCUUUUCAUGCGCUAGCAUAAUAAAAA